Messenger RNA from Oryzias melastigma (Indian medaka), 2415 nucleotides. It is a transcript of the gene fastkd2, whose product is annotated as FAST kinase domains 2. The transcript is spliced from 11 exons. NCBI's taxonomy places the organism in Eukaryota, Metazoa, Chordata, Actinopteri, Beloniformes, Adrianichthyidae. The coding region runs from base 406 to 2337 and encodes 643 amino acids. Gene Ontology annotation, molecular function: RNA binding. The record is from RefSeq and is a predicted model, not a curated record. Gene Ontology annotation, biological process: regulation of mitochondrial mRNA stability; mitochondrial RNA processing. Gene Ontology annotation, cellular component: mitochondrial matrix; ribonucleoprotein granule.
UUUUUUGUGGGACAGGAAGUCUAUUGUGUCGGGGGACAUUUUAUGGCGACGGACACAACAAAACAGAAGCACGCACAGGAAUAAGCUAACUUCCGACUUUUUCAGAUACUAGUUCAUUUUUCUGCGUUAUUUUACGUGGUAAAGAAUUUUAUUUUUACUUUAAGCUUACAUUUUAUAAGAAAUGUAAAAAAAAUGUUGCCAUAUUUUUUUUUUAUAAACCGUUAGUUGACCUUGCUAGUGCCAUGUCAUGAGUGUCUUGAGUUAACUUAUUGUUGGCGGCUGAAUAUUUUUUCUGAGGCACUUGCGUAAACAGAGCCAAGUUAGAGUUACUGAUAAUUUCAAAUAACUAAUGGUGAAAUGUUGCUGUGUCAUCUUUAAGGAAAACUUGUAUUUCUGUGGAGCAGUAUGUCUGCCCUCAUGUCAGGGGAGGUCAUGAGGUUGACCCUGCGCUUUUGUCGCUCCACGUUGUUAUGGCAACAGAGGGGUUUCCUGGCAACUGCGUUCUGUAAAGAUGCAUCAUUUUAUAAGCGGCAGACUAAAAGCUCUUGGGCCUCCUUGGACAUUGGUAGAACUGUCAGGUUCUACUGUCGUGAUGGUGGCCAGAGCAGGGAGUUGGAGAAAAUCCAAAGUUUCUCAUCUGAGGAGGCGUCCUCUCCAUCCUCGAAUCAGAGGCACAGGGGGGCUCAUUUCCACGGGCUCCUGCAGCGCUGCAGCUCCCCGUCAGACGUGUUGGACCUCACCUGUCAGUACGCCCCCACGAUCCGGCAGGUCAGCAACUGCCUGACUCACAUGUGGUCGUGUGCCAAAAAGAUGUCGGAGGAGCAGCGGCGGUACGAGCUGCGGCUGAUGUUCCAGCAUCCAGCGUUUGACAGACUGCUCCAGCAAGCCAUGCGGUCUGCACCGCACAUGCUCCACAUCGACUUGGCCUACUCCCUGCUGAGCAUGGUCAGUCUGGGCGUUCCUGAGCGCAGUCGUGUGGUCCAGACUUUGCUGCGCACCUGCCAGGAAAAGCUCAACGACUUCGAUGAGAAGAGCUUGUCCAUUUUGGCCUCCAGUUUGGAGCAGAUGAACAGCAGUCCCAACGUUGAAGCGCUAAAGGAAGGCAUGAGGUUGGUCGUGGAAGUUCAGCUUCCGCACAUCAAGAAUGUGGUUGCUCUGCAGAGUAUGAUGCGCCUGCUGGGAAAAGAUGCCCCCAAAGAGCUCAAAUUAAAGCUGGAGCGGAAAGCCUUAUCAGUGGCAGAUCAGUUCAGCCUUCCCAACGCCCAGCACAUGAUCUGCACCAUGGCUGCCAUGGAAUUCUACUCCAAACCGCUCCUGCAGCUCUGCAGCAAGAAAAUCCUGAACAACCUUCACGGCAUCCCGUUCAACCGAUUCUACCAGGUUCUCCUGUCCUGUAAGAAGCUUUCCUACAGAGAUACCGCUCUCCUGACGGGGAUUUCCGACUACGUCGCCUCCACUGUGGAAAUAUGGAGCAACAAGCAGUUGCUCCUCCUACUGACUGUGUUUGAGGACCUCACCUUCACCCCGGCGGCCCUCAUGGAGGCCUACGCAGAGAAGGUGAUCGCCCACCCGGACGCCCUGACUCUCAGAGACCUGCUGUGUGUGGUCAAGGUGUACUCCUACCUGAACUUUGACCUGCAGCACCGCAGACAACAGUUUCUGGAGAGCGUCAGCCGUGCGCUGGACUCGUAUCUGCCCCGCAUGUCAGAGGUGGAGCUGUUAAAGUCUGCGUACUGUCUGUGUCUGAUGGGUCACUUCCCGCCGGCGCUCCUGGAGCAGCUCCUGCAGAGGAGCGCGGCUGAGCGGCCUUCAGACUCAAAGUUACUCAGGGGCCUGGAGAAAAUGUUUCAGAUGGUGGAGCUGUGCCUUCGUCUCGACCGUCCUCCUCUUCCUCAACCCCUCUCUGUCCCUGCGCCCCUCCUGGGAGACCCCGACCCCAGUCCGGAGGUGAACCCGCGGCUCUCCCUCUGCUUGAGGAACGUGCUGGGGGGUCGGGCUGACGCCAAGCUGCAGGAGAUGGUGGUUUUGGAGAACUUUUACACCAUAGACGCUGUGAUAACCACUUCCCUGCUGAAUCAGGCCCCUGGAGGCCUCGCCGGAGAGCAGAGUUCUCAAGCAGAGGGCACUCAAAGAGUCGCUGUCAUUUACGUGCCUUAUUCUAGUUUUUGCUUCGGUACGUCCCGCCCCCGCGGCCUCCUCGCCGUCAAGAUCCGUCACCUGAGGAUUCUGGGAUACACUCCUGUCCUGGUCACGGAGCAGGAUCUACAGCGUGACGAGGAGGCGAUCCACCUCCUCAGAAGCCAGAUUUUCUCAGAAACAGAACCUAAAGACGGCUGAACCCCUUUAGAUGUUGUUAUUUUGGUGUUAAAUUAACGAGGAAACACAUUAAAGGACGUUUGAAUGUCAUUUUCUUAA